UGGUGUAGAUGAGAGAAUGUCAAACUUGUUGCCGAGUGGCGAGAUAAACACGUUCAACACGAGGAUGAACUGGACAGGCUUCAGGAGCUCCCCGUUUUUUUAAUGGUCAAUUGAGCAGCCAGUCAAGUAAACGGGACUAAACGCAGCCGGUCGGAUACGUUUCGCACAGUGACAAGAGUCGCGGUUGUCUUGGACAUUCAGUUCACAGGCAACGGACGCAGAGACUGACUUUGUAAGACAAGUUUAUCCUCUCGCGGAUCAGGAACGGACGCUGUUAGAGUGGAGUGAGAGUUUUAUAGUCCAUAUUCCCAGAGUGCUCUAAGAUGGGACUGUACGCGGGCUACCCUGCUUUGCUUCGCAACGUGCUGGAUUCGCCGUCGCUCCCGGGAACGCUUCGCUUUGUAAAAUGAAAAUUAUGUGUUUAUGAAGAUGUGCGUUUUCCAGGGUCAACUCCUUAAGGUCACUUACUUGUCCUCGUCAUCUGCAAAGGGACCAAAGUUUUUCGCACUACGUGGAUAUCACGCAGACUGCACUCAUGUUGGGUCUCCGGAGUAUGGACCCGGUUGGAAAGGAAGAAAGUAAGAAAAAAUACAUGGAAUUACAGAAAAUGGGAUACCAUCACUUCGGAUUGUUUGCUUUGAUCUUGUUUUAAACUGUGGAUUAAAGAAAGCGAAUUGCACAAGCCAUUGUGCAGAGUAACAAUGAAUGCUAACUAUAACACUUCUGGAUUUCACAUGAAAGCACCAUCAGUAGCUGUAGAACCAGUCUUGGAUCCUUUGAAUGAACCCCCCAUGCAGGGGCUCAACUUCAUGCCAGGCGGAGAGCCGUAUGGAUUCCAGCCUCACAGCCAUGGGGAUAUGCUUACUACAGGACUACAGCAGCAACAUCAGCUCCAUAUGCCGCCACCUUUCAACAGCCAACAGCUUAAUCCUGACCAGCCUUCACACCCCUACCAGGAUGGGGUCGCUUCGUGCUUGCAUGGAGACAGACACAUCGGCUUCAGUGGCAGAAGUACAGGCCACCAGCAGAUGUUUGUGUCAGAAUUUGGUCAGCUCACAGAAGCCCAGACGCGAGAAUGCCUCUCGCAGCAGCAGCAACGGCUGGCUAGUAUGCCUGAUUACCAUCUCCACGGCCAUCCUAACAGCAAUCAUGCCGUGCCAGCCCCAUGUUUGCCUCUGGACCAGUCACCUAACCGAGCUGCGUCUUUUCAUGGCCUUCCAUCUUCCUCUCCUGAAAGCAACAGACUGGAGCACUAUAGGCUUUUCCCACAGGGAAGGGUGGGUGGGUCGCAGUACUGUUUCCCAUGUGAUCCUCUGCCUGGCCAUUUUGAUGUGACAGGAUUCCCUACUCCCGACUCCACAGAGCCCAGAUUCUCCUACUGCGAAGCGGAGAGCCAGAUGGCUGGCUGUAAUUUCCCCACUUUCACUCAUGGCGCCUCCCGAGCUUUGAUCGGCAGUUCUAAAGUCAACCAACAACUACCUCAACAAAACACAUAUUCAGAGAGGUUUGGGAACAGGGCGAAAUUGGAACCAGGAGUCUCUGCUAGACAUCACCUCAUGGCCCAGCAGAGAGGACCCAUGACCAGACAGAACCCUGGGUCCCCUGUUCUUCCCCAGUUGUACCAUGCCCCAGACUUUGUUCCAAAUAGUCCAGACAUGCAAAAUGGCAGUGCUGUGGUCCAUGCUCAGCAUGGCCAGAUGGAUCAUCCCAUGCACAGAUUAAGUAACCACGGCAUGCAUUCUUUUGGGGAGCCCAUGUUUAAUGUUCCCCAGCUUGGACCUCAACCACCCCAUCAGCAGCACCUCAACUCCUUUCCCUAUUUGAAUAUGGCCAAGAGGCAGCGGUUUGAUCUCCCAAAUGGCUCUGCUGGAGAGAGCUGCAGCACCAUGAGCAGCAGCUUACAUAAUCGGCCGGGCCUUGAGAACCACCUCUCUCCCUCUGCCUUCCCUGCUCCCAUGGGGGACUUCACUGGUCAUGUGAUAGAUGGUUUUCCAUCAGGCCUCCCACCAUUGAGCUGUGGUCCACACCAACAGCAGCCACUGCCUCGCCGGCAAAACGCAGCUAUGAUGAUUAAACAAAUGGCAUCCAGAAAUCAGCAGCAGAGAACGAGGCAAGCUGAACUCCAGACUGUAAGUCACCAGGGGGACCUAACACCAAAUGCCAUGGUUCAGAGAGGACCGCUGGGUAGUAUGUCGCAGGUGAAUUUUGAAAAGAAACAUAAUUUUCAUGGCAACUUUGAGGCUCAGAGCCCCCACCUACCUCACGAAAAUUCUUGGUUUCCUGAUUCACAUCAGCAGUGUAGGGAAACUAAUAUUCAUGCAAUGGAGCAUACACAAAAUGGACACAAUCCUAUGUUUAGACCAGGGGUCACAACUGGGGACAUGCAGUCUUUAAAUUCCCCUGGGCCACACAAUCAGUUUGAAAAUGGCAUGAACAAUCCUCUGCAGGUACAUCUACCCAAUGAAGGAACAAUGCAGCCAAACACACACCUGGACAGGAGGCAUCAUGAAUUUGGAGGAGCCACUAUGAGGCGGCAACACAGCUUUCCUCCUGGGGGGCCAUAUCAGCAGGGAACUCCCCAAAGCAAUCCUCCUGGCUUCAGCUCCUCACCAGGGAACUAUCAAUCCCAUCCUGAGUACCUCUCCAGCCAACACCUGUCAGUCAGUAAGCUUGGGGCCCUGUCUUUGGGGAAUUUAAACAAAGCCAGUACAAAAGACAGUGUGUUUGGCCAAAGCUGUCUGGCAGCUCUCUCCACUGCCUGCCAGAAUAUGAUUGCCAGUCUAGGGGCCCCAAACCUCAAUGUGACUUUUAAUAAGAAGAGCCAAAAUGAGGCCAAACGCAAACCAGGUCAGGUGGAGCAGGACGUAAAUAGCAGUGGCGGUGGCGGGGCUUGUGGCCCAGGGGCAGAGUAUUUUCAGAGCAAUGCUUCUCAGAAUAGUCAAACAUCUUGCUCUGGGAAUAACAACAAUGCAACAGCGGGUCAAAGUGCUCCAGGCCAGAUGGCGAAAAGGGAAACUAGCACCCUCUCCCCAAACAACAACAUAGAUUCCGGAAAUGAAGGGAAAGCAGCAACAGGCAGUGGCCGAGGAAGGGGAAAGAGAAGACGGGACAGUGGGCACAUAAGUCCAGGAAACUUCUCCCCCUCAUGCAGCAGCAACCCUAUGGUUAGUCCAGGCCAGCAAACAUCUUCUUUGAGUAUAGGCAUUGAGGGCCGUGGCAGGACACCUGACAGCUCUCUUGUCUCCCCUUCCUUUGGAAAACCUGAUCUUGCAACUUCUAUGGAUAGUGGUAUUCAAAGCGUGGGAAAAUCUGAUGGUGUUUCACCUUGUAUGGAUUAUCUAGAUGAUGCUAGCCCUCACUACAGCAAUGAGGAUCCUAGGACCAACAGAACCAGCAUGAAAUGUAAUUCAGACAACAGGACUGGUUAUCCUGACACGCCUUGCAUGGAGCAGGUAAGGACACCGCUGGGUAGCUCGGGCCAAGAUGAGGUGCAUCCUCUGGAGAUUCUCCAGGCUCAAAUACAGCUGCAGAGGCAGCAGUUUAGCAUUUCAGAGGACCAGCCACUUGGAGGAAAGACUGGCAAAGAGCCGGACUGCGCGUCUGGACUCAAUGGAGACUGUGCUCUGACAAGUGGCAGCCCAGAGUCAGGAAAGGGCUCUGUGAAUACUAUUGACCUUGACUCUCUCAUGACAGAGCAACAUGCCACCUGGUAUGGCCCUAGCAGCAAGGCUUUGAUAAAGGACCAUGGGAAUGGCAAGUGCAUGGGCUUCUGGGACAGAGCAAGAGGCCAGAGUGACAACAAAGAAGGGCUUGGGUAGGACUGCUUUUUUGGAUGUCCCUCAAUGGCUCCUCGCUGUAUCGCUGAAGAGGUGCUGCUCAAGCGCAGUGAGGGAGUGGGGGAGGACUUGAAGGAGGCCACCCGCAGUGCCUGUCUCCUUGCUGCACAGGGGAACUGGGGAUGGAGUAGCCCCUGAAAGCUCCACUCCUAGCCUGGAGCACAUCAAACUCAGAGACACCCAAGAUCAGCUCCACGUAAUCGGAGGGGGUGGGGGGAGAAGACCCCCCCCCCCUGCCUGCUCCCACUUGAUGGGUGAUGUUCAGUCCCAGUAAAUUUUUCUGCUGGUAAUCGGAUACCAUCUUCACAGGAACAGUAAGGCCACCAUCUCACUGUAUGCUGCUAGGAGGCCACACAUUCACAACCUCUACUGGAAACUUCACCACAGAAGAGACUGAGGACUACGCGAUUUGGGAAACAUACAUAAGCACACCAGAUUGGAAUGUUGGACAGCAUUGUUGAAUUGCUUUUAGCAGAUAUUUUUUAAAAUCUUUUUUCGCCAUUUGUCCUCUUUUCUAGUUUUGUUUUACCUCAUUUUUUUAAACAUUGAAGUGAAAAUCAGAAUAUAUAUUUUGCAGUAUUUUUUGAGAUCUUUCUGAAUGUAUACAUUGGUGAAGAGGUGAACAUAUUUCUCUUCAUCCAAGUCACGGUGGUCCUAAGUCAGUUUUAGGUGAAAACCCAACUCAUUCUGCCCACGUGUUGUGUACGAAAGUGACGCACAAGCCUAAUGCUCAGUUUAUGAGUUGCGUGCAUGGAAAAUUACAAAAUGCGCUCGUCUUCCUCAUGCAUGUGAUGUAAGGGAGGGCUGCGUAAUACGUGGAAAUAUAGUGCAAAAAUGGGUGAAGAUAUUACAUGUGUGAUUACAUAUUCUAUUCAGUUUACUAAAGUUGAGGCCACUGGUUUUGUAUCAGUUUUUCUUUACCUUUUACAGCCCAGUUUAAACUCACAUUAAGCUGCAGUCACAAUAUGCUAUAGCAGCUUGUAUUACCUGUGAAAUGAGUGACCAAGGCUGGUCCGGAAGAUUGGCGACAAAAAAACCUCCAUGUUGAAGCAGUUAGCAAGCUCGCUAACUUGCUCAACAGUAAUGACACAAAGGGUAAACAUAAUUAAACGGAUAUUUGCUCAUGAGUCAAUAUUGUGCUGCACACUGAGUCGUAGAUGUAGAUAACUGGCAUAAAUGACAGCAGUGCUGUGACUUGUUUGCAGCUGCAGUUAGCCAAGGAGCUAACAAGCGGACCGAUGAUACCGACUCCUGGGGUAUCAUGUAGUCUCUCUUUCAUUUGUUUAUGUAUAGCCAGCAAGGUUGUGCUUAGACACUGCUAAAUUAGCAUUUGCUUCAUUUUGAAGGUUCUGUGCUAAGGCCAUCCCUUUAGAGGUCUACAUGGGCUAAGCAGUAGCACGACACAUAGAGGAUGCUAAUUCACACAUCAAGGUUCACCAAAGUUGAUCUCGAUGCAGAAUUUUGCUGAUUUAUCCUGGAUGUUUGCGAUGUGAAAUUGGUCAUCAUAGUAAAAUGACACCCCUGCAAAAUGUUUCAUUUGGAAGAGCUUCAUUCAUUGACAGCUCUCUCUCUCUUUGUCACAGUCAUUUUACCCUUUGUUUCGUCACUUAUUGGUGGCCCCGUUGUUUCACUGCCUCUUUCAAACCCUGCAGCUCCUGAGCAGUUACGGGUUGGGGCUCCACGCAAUUGUGAUAAGCUGCAGUCUUAGUAAACGAAACAUUAAUUUCAGUCACAGUUUGCAGCUGCAACAAGGCCCUCAUACGGAAAUCUGCCCCUGAACAUUCUUUUCUUUCAGAAAUCUCAAAGUCUGGCUAGUUCCACUAGUUAUUUCAUCCGUAAAACCACCUCAAUUCUCAUAAAGAAAUGCACAAUUAAAUAUAUGUUUACCGCAUUCAUCCAUCACAGAUCCUUCAUAUCGCACAUUCAAAUCCCGUUUUUGUCCCACAGUGAGCCGCUUUAGAAUUAAGACAGAAACUAUUCACACCAGAAGAACCACUUUCAGUAUUGUGUUAAAAACUCCUGGCAGUUUACUUGGUCCUCAGCACCCGGCUUUUCUGACUGCGGUGGGUCAACCUUUUGACUUUGAAAGGCCGGUGGGGGUUCUCUCCUCUCCCUACUGCUUUUGGAAAUCUGAUAUGUAGGCUGAGCUCAUCCCUUUGUGGCCUGCCUGGCCAGCGUCGGAAUGCCAUUGUUUCAAACCGAUACUCUUCUCUAUUUGGGUUUUCCCCUUCACUCAGCCUUCAUGGGCAAACUGAGCUUCUCCCUGCUUUUAAGCUAACUGGUGCUGAAUAUGUUUGGCCAGAAUUGGCAGCCCAUUCAAUAGGAGACAAUAGCCACUGACAAAAGACUUCUCCCUUUUAAGAAAAUGGCUUUCCAUCUGGCAAUUUAAAAGGUCUUUAACCAGUUUAUUUGUGUUUGACACUUCAGUAUUUCCAUGCUCUACCUCUUCCCCUGUUUUGCUUUUUUUUUUUUUUAUUUACUUGACAUCUGGACACAUCAUUUGCUUCUUAUUAUGGCCUUUUUGCUAAAUUUACACAUGAAUCUUUUUGAGAAGACUUUCUACAUGUGGAAGUGGCUUUUUAAAGCCCGGAGCUUUCACUGCAAUAUUUACACAGCUAAAGAUGUCCUUUUUGUGUCCUAUAAUUUGCUGGUGUUGUAAAUAAACUGUAUGGCAACUGUAUAUUAUGGAUUAAUUAACAGGAAAUAUGUUGUAAAUCACUGUUUUUUCUGCUCCUGACACUCAUCAAUAUAAGUUGAGUGCAUUAA
Molecule: messenger RNA, 6602 nt
Organism: Pygocentrus nattereri (red-bellied piranha)
Lineage: Eukaryota; Metazoa; Chordata; Actinopteri; Characiformes; Serrasalmidae
Gene: mn1a
Product: meningioma 1a
Exons: 4
Coding region: 702-3818 (1038 amino acids)
Biological process (GO): regulation of DNA-templated transcription
Source: RefSeq, a predicted model, not a curated record